This is a messenger RNA of Zeugodacus cucurbitae (melon fly), 698 nucleotides long. It is a transcript of the gene dgt4, whose product is annotated as augmin complex subunit dgt4. The transcript is spliced from 2 exons. The record is from RefSeq and is a predicted model, not a curated record. Bases 132 to 698 code for a protein of 188 amino acids. NCBI's taxonomy places the organism in Eukaryota, Metazoa, Arthropoda, Insecta, Diptera, Tephritidae.
ACAAAAAGAAUUUUUCUAUACAAAAAAGUGUGUUUACGAUAUACAUAAAUCAGCGUGAUGGUGAAUAUAAAAUUGCAAGAAGAAGCAUACGUUAAAUUGAAUUGUUAAGUUUUAAAUACCCAUGCAAUAAAAUGUCUGCGAAUACCACAACGCCUACAUCCACCAGCAGCAUUGGUUCCAUAUCGCCCAAUAGUGCCGCCAGUGGUACCGAGGAUAUACAAUAUCUGCUAUACUUGGAAACUUUACGUCGCUUUCGUGACGACGAGCUUAACAUUAAGCGCCAAGUGGAAGAGAAAACACGCCAGUAUUUGGAAGUUAAAGAAGAUUAUUUACAAUUAUACGCGAAAUAUGUGAAACUCACGACAUUAGCAGCAACACGUUGUGCGCUCUUAACCGAUAACCACUUGUCUUGUGAGAAAAUAGCGAACGCGAGUAAAGAAGUACAAGCCAUUACUAAGAAACUAGCCACCGGCGAUGUGGUGGAAGCGAUUAGUGAAACAGCAGUCAAAACGUGCAAGCAUAAAUUAGACGCUACUAAAGCUCACGAGAAAUUGAAACAACUAAGCCACGAAUUGGCCGAAAGUAAGGCGACUGUGCGCGCUGUACAAUCCUCAACCGAAGCUGUGGAGGCCACUAUUGAGACGGCUACACUGCAGAGUCUAGACUACUUUGUCGAUGAAGUUGGCAACAGAAAUUGA